AUGAGUUCCAAGUUCAUCAUCGAUAGCAUGCUCCCCAAAUACCACCAGCAGUUCCAUCAUCAGAACUUAUUCGCGGGUGCUGGGGCAUCGCCUAUAGAGGCGUCUUUAUCAUCGUCCCUGUCGUCCUCGCUAUCGACGUCCUUAUCGUCGUCGUUGUCCGGGGGUUUGGGAGCGGCCGCCCUCGGGGCCGGUUCGCCAGGCGCUGGAAGCCCGCAGCGGUCCUCAUCAUCGUCAUCCGCGUCGCCGGGUGCGCCGGCAAGGAUGUACCCGUACGUGUCGCACCACCAGCAGUUCGGCGGGUCCGUGCCGUUUCCCGCGGGGAGUGGGCUAUCGGCGGACGAUAAGAGCUGUAGAUACCCAACUGCUGUGAGCGGUGACCCAAUGGUAAACUACGCCCUCGGUCAGCACAAUGGCGGAGCAGCUGUCUCUGCAGCAUCAGCUAGUAUGGCUGCAGCGGCUCAGUUCUAUCACCAGGCGGCUGCGUCUGCGGCAUCUGCAGCAUCUGCGGCCUCAGUGGACGCAAUGGGUGCGGCUUGCUCUCAGCCUUCGGCGCAACCAUUACCAGAUAUACCACGCUAUCCCUGGAUGUCUAUAACUGAUUUUCCAUUUCCAGAUUGGAUGAGCCCCUUCGACCGCGUGGUCUGCGGUGAGUUUAAUGGACCGAACGGUUGCCCACGGCGGAGGGGUCGGCAGACCUACACGAGGUUCCAGACGCUAGAACUCGAAAAGGAAUUCCAUUUCAAUCAUUAUCUCACGCGCAGGCGCAGGAUAGAGAUUGCGCACGCUCUCUGCCUCACAGAGAGGCAAAUCAAAAUAUGGUUUCAGAAUCGACGCAUGAAGCUAAAGAAGGAAUUGAGAGCCGUCAAAGAGAUCAACGAGCAGGCUCGCAGAGAGAGAGAGGAGCAGGACAGAAUGAAGCAGCAGCAGCAGGAGAAACAAGCGAAGCUGGAGAGCCAGCACCACGGUCACCACGUGACACACCAUCACGACCCCAUGAAAAUGCCCAUCGACAAGGGCUCCGGCGACAUCCUCAAAGUGAAUAAGGUGCCGACGUAA
Leptosia nina is the source of this 1056-nucleotide messenger RNA. Lineage: Eukaryota; Metazoa; Arthropoda; Insecta; Lepidoptera; Pieridae. The record is from the annotation of a GenBank genome assembly.